AUGUCGUCGAUGAGCAAUCAACAACAGCAGCCGCAACCUCGAAGAAAACGAUUCAUUCCUAAAUAUGAAGUGGAGGGAGUACACAAAGUUACUCUUAGCGAAGAAACCCAAGCUCAAAUAGAAAUGCUUAUAGGAACUCAUAUCAAUGCGCAGUACCCAUGGAAGUUUGUUAGCAAGGCAAAAAUCAUGGAAUCUAUUGAUCUCGGUGGUGAACUCUCAGAAUUUUUUUCAUUGCAGAAAGAGUUUGAGGAAUACACCGAAGAAGAGGUACUAAUGGGCUACAUAGUAGACGAAUCAAAGAAUACAGAUGAUUUUUAUGUGUGUGUUACUAUAGAAGCUCGAGACCAUUGUAAGCAGCAGUCUGACAGAUUUAUAAGAAGGCAAGAAAAAAAACUAGAAAAGGCAGUACAAAAGAAACCUAGGCCUUGGAUAAGUUUGGGGAGUGAAGAGGAAAUACUUGAACUAGAGCCUGUCAAUAAAAGAACUUUAAUGGAGUUGGAGAUAAAAGCUAAGUUUCCUACUGAAUACCAACCUGAUAAAUUUACUGUUAGAGACAGCAGCGAUGUCAGAGAUGGGUAUAUAGAGUUAAAGCCAUACAGACAAAAGUUUAAUAAUGUAUUCCGUCGAAGAGUGGACUGUGGGUCCCAGAUUACUCCUGCUCUUGUAGAUAGAGUUGCUCAAACACAACUAAGGUAUCCAAAAAAUAUGUGGACGCAGUCUAUUGCUGAUGCUUUAGGACAAAUGGGAGAUACAGAAGGCGGCGGUGAUGCUAGUCACAUAGCUCUUGUAGAGGAGGACUACGAUGACGACAAAAGUUCAGAUGAUGAGGACAAUGUAAAGAAGCCGCCCGUUGAUGAAGUAGGUCUGGCUACAUAUAGAGCAGCAAUGAGGCGCAUGCGUCGCCCAUCCUAUAUGAAAAUGAUCAAUGGUUUUUUGUCAUCACGAGUGAGCGAAAUGGAGUCCAUGAUAGAACUUAAUGCAGUAAUGGAUAUGUACUAUAAUGACUAUCCAAAUCUUGUUACCCAAAAAUAUGUUGAUACCCUUGGUACUAUGACCUUUGAAGAGUAUGUUUGUUUCACAGAUGUUAGAGCCAAAGACAAGUAUGUCUCUAGCGCAGUAUUUCAUCCCAUGUGGUCUGGCAUUGUAGCAAUUUCUUACGCUGAUGGGUCUCCGACAGUUAUGAAAACACAUACCACCCCACGUCAAGAUCCAAUUCAAAGAGCAGUAUAUGGUUUAAAUCCCGUUAUGAUUUGGAGUCACAUAGAUAGUUUAAUACCAAAACUAUAUUUGGAGGCACCCCGCGAAGUAAAAGUUCUAUCAUUCUGCCCAUUUAAUGAAAAUAUUCUGGUUGGCGGUUUGAUUAAUGGACAAAUUGUGAUAUGGGACUUAACUAAUAAACUAGAAAACGUUGAAAAAAUUGAAGUUCUUAGUGAAACGAGAGAAAAAUACCGAAUCGCCAUGAAUGCUCACAUGGGCUGGAUGAAGACUGUGCAGGACAGGGCUGUAGUAAAUUGUACAGCUUGUAGUAGUUUGAUGAAUUGUCAUGUUGGUCCAGUUUCUGCAAUCAAGUGGAUGUCGCCAAACUUUUUAGUUACUCCUACGGGAAAAGUAGUCCCUAUGCCAGAAGGCAAAACAUCUUUACAAUUUAUGUCCAGUUCAAUAGAUGGCGGUAUUUUGAUGUGGAACAUGUCAGUCGACAACAUGGCUUUUGUGGAAGGGAAGAAGGUUAAAAAAUCAAAACGAGUUCCUCGAAGGCCAUCCGGAUUACUUGUCGAUGUUUCGCCUUUCAAAGCCUUAGAUCGUAUUUUACAACCUUGCUACAAAGUUAUACUAGGUAUUGCAGGACAGUCCUGGACAUAUUCAAUACAGAGUUUUGCUAUAACUCCACCUAGUGUUAACUAUGUCUACAUACCAAAAAACAAUGGCACUGGGAGAAAGUAUUUUAAUUGUGAAAUUUUAAAACAGACAGAAGACGAUAUGAAUGACGUUUCUUACUUUGGUACCCUGAACGGAGAACUUACUCGGGCAAGUUGGGAGGGCCAUGAAUUUAAUACCGGUGAAGCGGUAAAUUCUGAAUACAGUGAUAUAAAAUAUUGCUGCAGCAUACACGAUGGUGUCAUAUCUACUACUCAGAAAAAUCCAUUAAUUGAUUCUGUGACAUUAACAGUAGGUGGCAAAAUAUUUGCAAUUUGGUCUGAUAAAUUGUUAGGUCGACCAAUAAUUUGGAAAAAACGUCCUUACCGUUUAACGGACGGAGUUUGGUCACAAUACAAGCCUAGUAUACUUUUUUUAACAAAUUCUGAAGGAGAUCUGGAAACCUGGGAUCUGUUAUUGAAGAGUGACAAGCCCAUUUCUGUUCAAACUCUAUCUGGAACAAUGCUCACAGGUGUUAGUCUUCAUACCUUGCCACUGGCUAAAAAUAUAAUUGGUGUGAGUGAUGUUAAUGGUUCCUUUAGAAUGUUUUUAAAUCCACCAGUAUUUAUGUUAGGAAGUCCAAAUUAUAUAGGUCGAAUGGAAGCAAUGAUAGCAAGAGAAUUAAAAGUAAUGAAAUCUUUUAUUACUUGGCAAGAAAAUUUCAUAAAAAAGAAUCCGCACGUUUUACUUGAAAUUAAAAGAAAAGAAGGAGCACUCUUGGCUGAAAAAGAGGAGGAAAAGCGUAGGCUCAGGGAAGAAGAGGGGAAAAAGCGUGAAGAAGAACUGGAAGCAAGAAGAUUGGAAAGAAUGAAAGUCGUAGGUCCUGAAGAAAGGUGGCAAAAGAUAAUACAAAAAUUAAUAGAAAGAACAAUUGCAGUGAAGAAACGAAUCAAUAGAGGAUUAUUGAUAGAACAUGAGAAACCGUUGCGCGAAUUAGAAACCCAAAGAUUAGAGAAAGAAAGAAGAAUGCUGGAAAUAAUGAAAAACCAAAAAACUAUUUUCAAUGAUACUGUAGCUAUACUUUUCCCUGAAGCUAUAAAAAAGCCACAUGUAGCAAAGAAGAGUCUUCUGACUGAUAACAAAGAGACACUUAAGAAAGAAUACAUGGAGGAAUUUGAUUUUAUUGCAAAGUCAGCAGCGAAAAUGGUUAAAAAGAAUCCUUAUAAAGUAGGAUUCCGUUGGGACGCUACCCUUACUGAAGGCAAAGAAAGAAGAGCUGCCCUGAAUGCUCAAGAAGACUUUCUCAAGAUGCAUUAUUAUAGAAUUGAGGAGGAGUUUAGAGACUCAGUGACUGGUGCCUCUAUUGGGGUGCCUAAGCAGUCAGCAGAUGCAAAAACAUUAUAUGAAGACGAUGAAGAUGAGUCUGUGGAUGCAGAGGAUUGA
Messenger RNA from Helicoverpa zea (corn earworm), 3297 nucleotides. It is a transcript of the gene mmm, whose product is annotated as dynein axonemal intermediate chain 3. The coding region runs from base 1 to 3297 and encodes 1098 amino acids. The transcript has a single exon. The record is from RefSeq and is a predicted model, not a curated record. Gene Ontology annotation, cellular component: inner dynein arm. Lineage: Eukaryota; Metazoa; Arthropoda; Insecta; Lepidoptera; Noctuidae. Gene Ontology annotation, biological process: inner dynein arm assembly; cilium movement involved in cell motility. Gene Ontology annotation, molecular function: dynein light chain binding; dynein heavy chain binding.